Molecule: messenger RNA, 1890 nt
Organism: Benincasa hispida (wax gourd)
Lineage: Eukaryota; Viridiplantae; Streptophyta; Magnoliopsida; Cucurbitales; Cucurbitaceae
Product: L-type lectin-domain containing receptor kinase IX.1-like
Biological process (GO): protein phosphorylation
Molecular function (GO): ATP binding; protein kinase activity; carbohydrate binding
Source: RefSeq, a predicted model, not a curated record
AUGGCAUCUCAUCUGUUCUUCUUCAUGCUCUUUCUUUUUCUUUCUCCUCAAGUUCAUUCCAUUUCUUUCCAAAUCAACAACUUUGAUUCCAAUUCCAAUAUAGUUUUUCAUGGAGAUGCAAAACCUAUAAAUGAAUCCAUUAGAUUUAAUGGUGAACUUGGUUGGGCCACUUAUGCCCAAAACCUCCUUCUUUGUGAUCAUACCAAUUUUAAAACCCACUUCUCAUUUUUCAUGAAAAACACCAACAAUAGUAACUCCACUAUUACUCAUAGCAAUAGAUUGGCUUUUUUCCUUGCUCCAUCUGAAUUCAACCCACCACUUAAUUCUUCUUCUUCUUCCUCUGUAGGUCUAUUUAAUUCUACUCAAAACCAAAUCCUUUAUGUUGAAUUUGAAUGGAAUCCCCCAUUUCAACACAUUGGCAUCAACAAUAGCUCAAUUGCUUCAUCAACUUAUUCAACAAAUCAUGAUCAGAAGAAGAAGACCCUUGUUUGGAUUUCUUACAACUCAACUACUAAGAAUCUGAGUGUCUCAUUCAACAACAAUAAUAACAAUUAUACAAUAACUCUUUCUCAUCAAAUCCAUUUGAUGGAGAUUCUUGGCGAAAAUUUGACGAUUGGGUUUGCAGCUGCUUCGGUUGAGGAUCUCAUCAUUGAAUUUUGGGAAUUCAGUUCAAGUAAUUUAGAUGGAGAUGAAGAAAUUAGUGAUGAAAAGGCCAUAGACAUGAAUUUAUUAGCUGUUCUAAUAGCUUGGGUGGGUGUUUUUGUAAUAGCAAUCAUUUCAAUAUUAAUAAUUUCUUUGAUGAGAAUGAAGAAAGAUGAUGAUGAAGAACAUGGGGUGAUGAAAUUGGCUUCAAUUUAUUCUGAUUUGAACAAAGAAGAAGCUUCAAAACCAAGGAGAUUCUCUUACAAAUAUCUUGCUAUGGCCACUGAUAAUUUUGCAGUGAAUAGAAAAUUGGGAGAAGGAGGGUUUGGGGCAGUGUUUGAAGCUCAUUUGCCUGGUGCUAAUAAAACAGUUGCUGUUAAGAAAAUCUUCAAAGGCUCAAUACAAGGAAAGAGAGAGUAUUUAAGUGAAGUCAAGAUUAUUAAUGGGAUGAAGCACAAGAAUUUGGUGAAACUUAUUGGAUGGUGUCAUGAGAAAGAUAAUACUGAGUUUCUUCUUGUCUAUGAGUUCAUGCCUAAUGGUACUCUCCAUUCUCAUCUUUUUGCAAAUCGCCCUCCUCUCCCGUGGCCGCUCAGGUACAAAAUAUCCUUGGGACUGGCAUCUGCCCUACUAUACCUUCACGAAGAACGGGAGCAUAGUGUUGUCCACAGAGAUAUCAAAUCAAGCAAUAUACUACUUGAUUCUGAUUUCACUGCAAAGCUCGGCGACUUCGGAUUAGCGAGGCUCGUAAAACAUGAACUCAACUCGAAAAGACCCGGGUUGGUGGGAACGUUUGGGUACAUGGCUCCGGAGUACAUAAGCAGCGGUCGGGCAAGCAAAGAAUCAGACAUAUUCAGCUAUGGAGUGGUUUUACUUGAGAUUGUGAGUGGAAGAAAGUGUUGUGAUAAUUCAGGAAAGGGACUGAUAGAGUUGGUUUGGGAUGCUUAUGGAAGAGGGGAGCUAGUUGAAGCAAUAUUGGAUAAAAAACUUGGAGAUGGAUUUGUGGAGGAAAGAGAAGUUGAGCGUUUGAGUGUGGUUGGGUUGUGGUGUGCUCAUCCUGAUGCUACUCAAAGGCCAUCCAUUAAGCAAGUGAUUCAAGUUCUUAGUUUUCAAGAGCCAAUGCCUAAUUUACCACUAAAAAUGCCUCUUCCAAUUUUUAAUCAUGCUUCCUCUAAGUUUUAUAAACUCAAUGUUGCAUAUCCAGAAGAAAAUUUGAGCUUGACUUGUACUUUUAGCCCUUUGAGAACAUAG